Molecule: messenger RNA, 1978 nt
Organism: Lucilia cuprina (Australian sheep blowfly)
Lineage: Eukaryota; Metazoa; Arthropoda; Insecta; Diptera; Calliphoridae
Product: zinc finger protein 572-like
Exons: 4
Coding region: 132-1418 (428 amino acids)
Biological process (GO): regulation of transcription by RNA polymerase II; central nervous system development
Cellular component (GO): nucleus
Molecular function (GO): zinc ion binding; RNA polymerase II cis-regulatory region sequence-specific DNA binding; DNA-binding transcription factor activity, RNA polymerase II-specific
Source: RefSeq, a predicted model, not a curated record
GUUGUUGUACAACAAAAGAUGUCGCCACUUUAUUAAUUUACUUCGACUGUAUAUGCAAUAUUGUUUAUUGUUUGUGCUCGCGAAUUCCCAUAAUAUUCUUAUUGUUUUUAAAAGUUUUAAUUUUCCAAAAGAUGUGUGAGGACCAAUGUAGAAUAUGUGCUAAAACUGUACAAGAGAAAGAUGCUACGAAUCUCUUCGACAUUCAAAAUAAAAACAUAUUGCUUCAGCUUAAAGAUCUUACUGGAGUAAGGCUGAAAAACAAUUUGGGUUUUCCGAAACUUAUGUGUUGCGAUUGCAAAAAGGAUUUAACUAGUGCAUACAAAUUUCGAGAUAAUUUUCUUAGAGUUCAGACAUCUUUUAAAAUAAAAAGCUCCAGGGGAUAUAGGAAGCCAACCUCUGAAAUCUUAAUAGAAGCCACUGAAUUUAUUCAGGUAUUUCCCGUAAAGGAAGAAAGAAAUAUAGUAAUUGAAAAGCAUGAAGUUAUAUCUUCUGCAGAUGAAGAAAAGGAAAUAAACAUAAUUGAAUCGCAAGAUUUAAACAAAAGACAAAUAUUGACAUUUGCUAAAGGAAGCAAAGACGAAAUAAAUGCAUUGGAAUUAAAACCUAACGAAGAAAACACAUUAGAGGAUACAAAGAUUUUCAUAGAAGAAGUAAUUUCUGAAAAAUUUGAUGAGAAUUUUGAUACUACAAAACCGGUAAGCGAUGAAGAAGCCUUAUACAUUAAUGAUAGUGAUGUAGAUUACAGUCCAGAAACUACAGAGUGUCCAGUAAAGAAGCUAAAAACUAACCGCAAAAGCAAAAAGGCAGAGAGACUACUAGCUGAAGGACAAAAAAAUAAAAUAAAAAAAGAAAUAACUAAAAGCAGGAAAAAACGUAAUGAUGCUUACGAACAUCCUAAUAUUUUUAUAUGUGAUCAAUGUGGAAAUCAUUUUACUUGUCGUCACCAUUUCAAACUGCAUUUAAGGCGACAUUCAGGUGAUAAGCGAUGUGCUUGCGAGCUUUGCCCCGACAAAUUUUUCACAAGUUCAGAGCUUAGAAGACACAUGAGGAGGCACACUGGAGAAAGACCAUUCGCUUGCAAAUUUUGCGAGAGAAGAUUUACUGAUUAUAGUACACGUAUAAAACACGAAAGGACACAUACUAAUGAAAGACCAUUUAUGUGUUCCCAAUGUGGUAAAUCCUUUACUACAUCUUACAUACUGAAAAAUCACAUGUUAACACAUACUGGCGAACGACUUUUUAAGUGUGAAGUCUGUAAUAGAUCUUUUACGAGAAGAACUCAUCUUGUAGUGCAUUUUCGAUCUAUCAUGCAUAAGCAAGCUGUUGAAAAAGAUAAACGUCCCAAUUCUCAAGAGGAAUUGACUCAAUCACAUUGCUUAAUACCACAAUCAACGAACGUUUCAACUUUUCUUGUUUAGAAUAGACAUUCGAAUAAAAAUAAAACUUAAAUAUAUAUUAGGGAUUAUUAAUCCUUAAUAGCUUGGAAUGGAAAUCAAAUCCUAAUAAUAUUUGUAAUAAUCAGGUAUGCGAUAUAGUUCAUUUUUAAAACCGAAUCGAUUGAAGUCGACAAAACGAUUUCUUGUAUUAUUUAACAUUAAAUUCCAGCUGCUUUUCACACAAUUUAUUAUAUUUCUUAUAUGUAUUCACUUCUAUAAAAAGUAUUUUAAUAUGUGUGUAUAAUUUUGCUAGAAAAUAAUAAACCAUUCGUCUCGAAAUUCAUCACAUUUCAAAUCGUAACUAUAAUUAGGAGAUUAAUUAUAUACCAAUUUUUUAUUUUUUUAUUUCAUUUGUAAUUCGUAAGCCUUAUUGGCCAAUUAAUAAAUUACAGCAAUCCAUACUAUUACUAGUUCUAUAAAAUUUUGCACGUUUUAUAAGGUUAUAUGUUAAAAAUGUCGAAAUUUGUGUUAAACAUUUCUUGUACUCAACAAAAAACGAUAUACUCCCACAAUAAAUACAAUUAUCAAUAUGUACUUCAAAA